AUGACCUCGUUUCCAAAUUCAUCAAUAUGUGCAAAUUCGUUUGAUGGAGAAUUGGCCAAGAAAAGCGCACCACGCUUCCACGCGACUGCUUCCGGUGAUAACUUUAAACAAACCCACAGCUAUAGCAAUCGUUAUAUCGAAGCAGGAGGCUCGGUAACUCACUCACCCCUGCAGAGGAAUACAAUCAAGUGGACAUGGAUGCGGAGCAGCGGUGCAGAAUACUCAUCGAAUCUGUUACCGAAGUUCUCGGAAGAGAUGCUGCAUGCAUGCGGUCGAUCAGAGAAAAUAUGGCGCGGUUAUCCCGUUCCAGAUGUCAAUGCAGCGACAGAAAGUGGCCAAGGAGCUAACGGUCGCCAAGUUGGCAUAGCGAAGAUGCUCGACCUCGAACAUGAUGCGAACAUUAGGCGGGAGGUUCAGACGUUCACCAUUGGGCAACUUCUCGACCCACUCAGGAUCAACAUCACCAUCGAAGAUGAUACAGUGUCUCUUACUGCCUUCACCACGAACAUCACCAACAAUUUGCGCAAGAUGAACUGGUCGGGACUAAGAUUAGGCUCCAUCGCUACGAUGAAAGACCAGACUGAUCAAACAUCAGUCCCGAAAUGCGUCAAAGACAAGCACGCUGAGCUUACAAAGAUUAACACAAGGUCCAUGUCAGCAGUAUUGCUCGAGGAACUCGUCGUGUUCCUCCGCAGCUCGUUUGCACACCCUCUAGAAACGAGAACAAUUGCAUCUGACUCUGAGUCCCUCCAGGGACUGCAAGUCUAG
This is a messenger RNA of Suillus plorans, 768 nucleotides long. RefSeq lists its product as uncharacterized. The transcript has 4 exons. NCBI's taxonomy places the organism in Eukaryota, Fungi, Basidiomycota, Agaricomycetes, Boletales, Suillaceae. Bases 1 to 768 code for a protein of 255 amino acids. The record is from RefSeq and is a predicted model, not a curated record.